Delphinapterus leucas (beluga whale) is the source of this 3915-nucleotide messenger RNA. The record is from RefSeq and is a predicted model, not a curated record. Lineage: Eukaryota; Metazoa; Chordata; Mammalia; Artiodactyla; Monodontidae.
GCAAAGGGCCCACCCCGGCGCCGCAGCGGCUCUUUCCUCUCGUCUCGCUGUCUGCUUCCCGGAUAGAGGCGCGGUGGCCGGAGCAGAGCCGCUCCCGCCGUCCACAAGCCGGCGGGUUUCUCCGUGGCGGGGGUCUGGUCUGGCUGAGCCCUAGGUGGUGCCAAGAGUGGCUGCAGCUGGCUGCAGUCUUUUCCCAGGGUUUGAGCCCUAAGCGGGUGGGCAUGGAGGGGCUUCCCCGGCUUGGGGGUGGGAGUCACUCCCCUUAAUUCUGCGGAGAGAAGCGGGGAGGAUGGCGCUGGCCUCCCGCGUGCCUUGGCGACCCCAUCACCCGGCUCGGCCACUAGUCAGCCGUGGGGAGGGAGCCAGGUGCUUCACCUGUCUCCCUGAGCCUCAGUUUCCCACUCUGUAGCAACAGGGUCCUCGUCAGGGUCCAGGAGGACUGGGAUGGGGCUGGCUCUUUCCUUCUCUGGGCCCCCUGGGGAUUCUCUUUCCCCUUCUGUAAAAUGGGAUUAAACUCGCCCAUCUCGGAUUAACACCCGUAGGAACGGACAUGGGUUGCUGAAAAGCCCAGGACGCAGAAACUGAGUCCGGAGAGCGAAGUUCACCCGGGAUGACCCAGCUAGUCGAAGGAGGGGUAUGCAGAGCCAGGAAGCCGAGUGAGCGAGCUGCUUUGGAGAGGGAGGGUCACAUCGGACCCUCUGCCCACUUUGCAGGAAGUGGGGUUUGGAGGAAGAGAAGACCAGGAAGAUGGAUAAUCAUGGCAGCAUUUCCAGGCAGAGGAGGAGGACUUUGGUGUCCACUGGAGGCGGGGCUGUUGACCCAGCUGCCACCCUUACCUGAUACUCUUACCUGAUCUCGGAGGAGCCCGCAGGGCCUGGGGUUCUGGGCCAGCAACAAGUUAUAAUUGCAAACAUGGACCAAGGAACCAGAGGCGGCCCAGAGGCCCGGGGUCUGUGAGCUGCUGUUUGAGGCUGCAGGACACUGGGUCGCCAUGGGGAUAGCUGCCCUGGGCCUCCUCUGGGCAGUGCUCGUGCCCCCUCUCUCUGUGUUUGGAAUCCCCACCGAGGAGCCCACCUCUGGGGAAGCCGUGGCCUCUAGUUCCCCUGGGCUCUGUCGACGGUGCUGUGACUCUGAGGACCCCCUGGUCCUUGAUGAUGCUGCACACGCGUCCUUGGCCUCUCCGUCUGCCCUCCCGUACAUGCUGCCUGAGGUCAGGCCCUACAUUAACAUCACCAUCCUGAAGGGUGACAAAGGGGACCGAGGCCUGCUGGGCUCGCCCGGGAAGCUGGGCAGGGAGGGCCCCCGGGGGGAGCGCGGCCCCCAGGGCACCAAGGGUGCCAAGGGGCAAGCAGGCAGCCCUGGCGGCCCGUGCCAGAUGCGCUUCUCAGCCUUCUCGGUGGGCCGCAAGACGGCCCUGCACAGCAGCGAGGGUUUCCAGCCGCUGCUCUUCGACACGGUCUUCGUGAACCCGGACGGGCACUUCAACCUGGCUGCCGGCCACUUCGUCGCCCCCCUGCGCGGCCUCUACUUCUUCAGCCUCAACGUGCACAGCUGGAACUUCAAGGAGACCUACGUGCACGUCGUGCACAACGACGAGGCAGCCGUCAUCCUGUACGCGCAGCCCAGCGACCGCAGCAUCAUGCAGAGCCAGAGUGUGAUGCUGGCCCUGGCGCCCGGCGACCGUGUUUGGGCGCGGCUCUUCAAGCGUGAGCGUGAGAACGCCGUCUACAGCGACGACAUCGACACCUACAUCACCUUCAGCGGCCACCUCAUCAAGCCUGAGGACGAUUAGUGCCUCCCAUGGGGCAACUCUGGCCUGGGGUGGCCACGGGCAGGUCUGUGCCCUGCGGGGCCUCAGUUUGCCUGUCUGUAAAGUUGGCCCUGGGACCUGGCAUUCUGGGCAGGCUUCCUCCUCUUUCCUUCCCUCCAUCACCCCUCCCAGUCUGUUCCUGCCUCUCUCCUCUCUUGGACAUUUUCAGAAACCUCCUAACCUCAAUCUUCUAGAACUUUCCCAACCUUUUAGACCAGCACUUUUCAAACUUGAGUGUGCAUCUGUAUCACCCAGGGAUUGUGUGAAAAUGCUGGUUCUGAUCCAGCAGGCGUGGCGUGGGCCCAGGAUUUUGCAUUUCUAGGAGGUUCCUGGGUGAUGCUGGUCUAUGGACCCCACUUGAGUAACCAGGUCCUAUAAUUUUCACAACAUUCUGGAAUCUUCCAAACAUUCUAGAAUCUUCCCAACAUGCUUAAAUUCUCUCACCCUUCUAGGACACCCCCUCCUCUUGUCUCUUGCGCCUUCUCCCUUCUCUCUGAGCUCCUGUCUGUGCCCCGACUUGUGCAGCCGCAGUUCAUUUAUUCAGUCAUCAAACACUCACUGAGCGCCCGCUCUGUGCCAGGCUGGUGGGAAGGCUGAGGUGAACCAGACACAGGCCCUGCUCUCGGUGAGCACCCAGUCCAGCCAGGGUGGGGAGACACAGAUUCUGAAACCAGACCCAGAGAAACACAUGGGUCUCUGAUCACACAAGUCUGUGUUCUGGGCAUUCAGGCACUGUGGCCCCCCAUUACCCACCACUCCCCAAGGCUGGCAGGAUAGGGUACCCCAGGUGGGGGGUAUCCUCUGCCUGUUCCUUUCUUUUUUUCCCAAUGCCCAUCAUUAAAGCAAACCCAGGGGGGCCUUGGUCAGGGGAAAGGUGCUGUGAGGAGAGGACCCAGGGGUUAGGGGGCAUUUUGAGGUAAGGGGGCCCAGACCCAUAGCCCCCCACACGGCUGGGAUGGAAGCCUGUGAGGACUCCUACCCUCCUUAGCACACGCCCUCCCUGCCCCGCUGCUGGGCGGCUGUCAGGGCCGUGCUCAGCCCGCUUUGCCAAAGGUGCCUGGGCCUCAGUUCUCCCAGGCUGCCAGCCACUGUCAGACACUGUCGUCUGUCCCCAGGUGCUCUGACCUCCUUGGUGUCUCUCGCCAGCCCAGUGCCUCCGGCUCUCCAGGUGUUGAGGCCCCGGGUGGGCAGCUCCUGCCCAGCAGAGCCGCCUCUGGCCCGCUGCUGCCUUUACAAAUGCUGCCGGGCAAUGAGCCAGGACAGAGGGCACCGGGCUUUGGACCCCUCAGCAGGUCUGGGGAACCAAAGCGAGCAACGUUCCAGGUCAAUUGGGGGGACCCUCCUCUGAGCCAUGAUGCCAAGGGAGGCGCUGGGCGAGGCUGAGGCCAAGGGAGGGACAUCAGGACUUCUGUCCCUUCCCCCUCUCCCAGGGUGGGACAGCCUGGUGGCCCCCAGCCUUCCCCUCCCGCAACCCCAGGUGGCCCGAAUCUCUCCCCAGAGGGAGACGGCCUCCGCCCAUUGGUGCUUAUGCGGACUCCGGGGCAGAGGUGGCCCCGGUGAUGGUCUCUGGUGCUUACUCAUAGCCAGGGGCGCCAUGGCUGCACGGCUGGGGGAUGGCAGCAGGGCCUGACCCGGUGCCGUGAAGGCUGGACCUGUACAACCGCCCCCAGCCCGACUUCACCCCUGCCCUGCUUGUCCAGCAUGAUUAAAAGUUGUGCGUCUUCUUGGCAGUUCAGCCUGGCUCUUUCUGCUCGGUUUCCUUUGCCCACCUUGGGAGGACAGCCCAUCCUGUUCUGCUGGGCCCAGGUUCAGGGUCCCAGAGGGACCAAGGCAGCCCAGGGCUCCAUUCCACGUGCUCGCCACCCACAAAAGAACCAGCCUGCCUUGGUCACUCACUCAGCUGCUGUGCCUUGGAGGCAGUGGAACCAGCUCAGGGUCUAUUGUGCCGUGCCCUGGCUGUGGCCCUGGGAAAGUCCUCACAUCUCAGAGCCUCAGUCUCCUUGUCUGUAAAAUGGGAAUGGUGAUCACCUAUCUCAUGGUGUGGCCAUAAGGAUUAGAAGAGAGGUUGCCCGGUGAGCACUGCAUUCCUCCUUUUUUUAAAAAAA